AUGGUGUCCACCAAGGCGGAAUGCGAAUUCCGCUGGAGGCCGGCGAUUUGCAUCAUGCGAAUGGGAUGCAAAGAAACUGAUAUAACCCCAGAAAAUUACAAUGUCCAAUGCAAUUCCAGAACAUUUGUGGAAGAACAAGUGGGGUACAGUGACGAGAGUGGAGAAGAUAGCGCUCCUGAGGAACCACUGAACAGCUCUGCAGACGAGGUCUCCAUUUUGAAAAGGCUGGGCCUUCAAAGAGAGUUCUACACUGAGAAAGAAGUUGAGUCUGCGUUCAUACACUUGUCUCUCGCAUUCAAGUCUGACAUGUUCACAUUGAAGCAACGGCUUGAAGUGGAGGAAAGAGCCCGGGAUGCAGCUGAGGAAAACAUCCGCAAGGAGCUGGAGGGAUGUAAAAUAAUACUGCAGAAACUGAAAACAGUUUGUUUCGAUGGGCAGCGACUGGAGAUUCUAAAACAGCUGGAGUGGAACCUGCAGAUCCUGGAAGGCUCCAUCAGCCGAGUGGCCAACAAGUCUGAGGUACUAGGAGCAGUACACCAGGAAGCACGAGUGAGUCAGAGUGUGCAGCUGAUGAUCGAACAUGUGGAGAAUCUGAAAAGUGUGCACGCCAAGGAAUAUGCGGAGCUUCAGGAAAUGAAGAAAAUCAUUCAGCAGAACUCAAGGAAUAGGCAGUUUGGAGACAUAAGAGAUGAUGCUGACUUUCAAACGAAGCAUCAAAUGAUGAGAACUAUACAUCAGAGUACGGCUCGCAGAAGGGUGAGCAUUGCUGUCAUUCCAAAACAGCUCAUGACUUUUCAUAUUCUAGACUCCAAAAUAGCUGACAGUGAAGACCACAGGAUGGAUUAUAACUCUCCAAUGAUCUCCAGGCAGAAUGGGCGACUAUUCAACAGCAGACUACAAAAUCCUCAAGAGGACUCAGCUGAGAACCAUGUACAGUGCACAUCAUCUGAUUCAUCCCUCCAAAUGCUAUCUUGUGGAAGCAGUGAGAAAGAAGAUGAUGAGAUCUCGGUACAUGGGCAAAACCAGGAAGAAAAAAUAGGUAUUAUAACAGAGAGUGAAACAUUGAACAGUGAGGCUACAGAGACAGAGAAUGAGACUGAGGACGGAGAUGAAUGGAUUUCGGACACAACAAGCGAGAGCUCAUUGACGUUGGAGCGGCUUCCUCCUUCAUCAGGGAUAUCUUGUUUGCUUCAGAACUACCAGAUGAUACUCACCUCUGUCGCAUUGACCCUCAUCGUUGCAUGGCUGCUGCAACCAUUUUCCUUAGGUGUCUGGCAUUGAAACACCGUGCAAAGAUGUCAACAGAUCUACACGUCCGCUAUCAUCCUUACCGUAGAGAUGCUUCUGAGAAGCUCCCAAUGAAGAUCCUGUCUGAAAACCAUCAAAAAAAUUUGAUUGCAGAUUCCCUAAUUCACAACAUCUAAAGAACAUGUUGGUCCAUUGAAAAUUUCAAGUCAGACCCACAUUAAAAUUCCAAGUGAAAUCAGGUUUUGGUUUACUUUUAAAGUGGGAACAAUUUGAGAUCACUAAGGGGAAGUAUGUUAAUACUGGGAUUAUGGAACAUGUUAAACUUAGGGCAUUUAGUGAUAGCAUCAAACACAAUCAGCUCUGAUAUAGCAGGAUUAAAUCUCCCUCUUCAUUGCCCCAGCAAUGUGUUUCAGCCCAACCUCCAUAGAAGAGCAUCUCCAGUGCACUGGUGUAACAGAUUUCCAACCCAGUCAAAAUGUGGCCACUGACCAAGUUAUUACCAGUUCUGUGAUUCUGCUUUCACUGAGAUUAGAACUGAGACUGUCCAAACAGUUCCACUCAGUUCUACAUUUUUGUUUCUCGUAACUAAUUCUGUAGUUGCUCAUCCUCAAGUGUCUGCUCAAAUCCCUUUUUAAAUUAUUUCUGGGAUCAGCUUCCAUCAUCUUUUUACAACAACAGCUUAUAUUUAUAUUGCACCUUUAAUGUAAUAAAACAUUACAAGAUACUUCAAAAGAGCAUUAUAAAUCAAAGUAUGAUAUCAAGCCACAUAAGGGACUAUUAGGUUAGAUGACCAAAAGUGUGGUCAAAGAUGUAGAUUUUAGACUUGUCUAAAAGGAGGAGAGAGAGGUAGAGAGGCAGAAUGGUGUAGCGGCAGAGGGAAUUCUAGAGCUUAGGGCCUUGACAACUGAACACAAUGCCACGAACAGUCGAGCAAUUAAAAUUCGGAAUGCAAAAGAAUCCAGAAUUAGAGGAGUGAAGAUAUCUCAUAGAGUUGUGGGGCUGGAGGAGAUUACAGAGAUAGGGAGGAGAAGGCCAUGGAGAUUUGAAAACAAGGAAGGUUAUUUUAAAAUCAAGAUGUUGCAUGACUGGGAGCCAAUGUAGGUCAUCGAACACAGGGGUGAUAGAGAAAUGGGACCUGGUGCAAGUUAAGACAUGGGCAAGAGACUUUUGUAUGACCUCAAGUUUACAGAGGGUAGAAUGUGGGAGGCCAGCCAGGAGUGCAUUGGAAUGGUUGAAACUGGAAGUAACAAAGGCAUGAAUGAGGGCUUCAGCAGGAGGUGAGCUGAAAUGGCACAUAGAAGUAGAGCGAUGUUGCGGAGGUGGAUUUAGUGAUGACACAAAUAUGAGGUUCUUAAGCAGAAUGUUCCAGAUCCUGACAACUUUCUGUGUGGACACAAUUCUCCUCAUCUCUGAAUCUAUGAUGUAUAGUUUUUGAUCCACAGGCCAGAAGGAAUAUUUUUUUCUCUAUCUACUCUUUAUCAAAACCUCUCAUCAUCUUGAAAACAUCCAUCUAUUAGGUCAAAGCUAAAAGCAAAAUACUGCGGAUGCUGCAAAUUUGAAACAUCUGAAAUAUCUAUUAGGUCACCUCCUUUUCCAAGGAGAAGGUCUAACUUUUCAUAACUGAAGGCCCUCAUUCCAGGUAACAUCCUGGAAGACCUCCCUGAACCCUUUCCAAGGUCUUAAUUAAGUUUGUAAUAUGUAAGAAAUGGAUAAAUCAUUCAGGAUAAUGGUCUUACACAUAUAUUGAAAAUGAUAAAGUCCUAUACAUAUCUAUGAUGAUCAAAACCCACACAUGGGCAUGUAAAUUAAUUUCAGUAUAGAUAAUUGUGAAGUAUUGCACUCAGGUAAGAUAAAUAAAGAGGUCAUACUGCUUGGAGAAUAAGACUAAGAAUAAAGGAGAAUAAGGAUCUGGCGUACACAUCACAAAUUACAAAAGAAGUGACGCAGGUUAACAAGUCUAUAAAACAAAUUACUAAAGGGAAAGAAUUGAAAAACAAAGAAGCUGUGUUAACCUUGUAUCAAAUUUUGAUUAAACCACACUUGGAAUACUAUGAA
Molecule: messenger RNA, 3303 nt
Organism: Carcharodon carcharias (great white shark)
Lineage: Eukaryota; Metazoa; Chordata; Chondrichthyes; Lamniformes; Lamnidae
Gene: irag3a
Product: inositol 1,4,5-triphosphate receptor associated 2
Exons: 13
Coding region: 1-1281 (426 amino acids)
Cellular component (GO): endoplasmic reticulum membrane
Source: RefSeq, a predicted model, not a curated record